AAAGUGUCAUGCAUCAUCAAAUCACAAUGAAUAGGAGAAACAGUAGCCGGAAACAACUGCUGACGAUAAAGGUGUAAAGGUCUAUAGAUUUUCUUUUGUCAAGUACGGAAGGUGGUAUUUAGGCGGUUGAUGAUUGGCACUUCUCCGGAGAAUGCUCAAUGAUCGAUGGGGAAUCAUGAACAGCUCAUCGGAACUCGAAGACGGACAGCGGGGCAAAAACCAGACAUUCUGUGUGCCCAACUCUUCUCAACUCAAACACCGCUGGUCAGACUCAGAUACAGUCAGACAAACAUCGCCCAAGAGGAUGAGUUGUAGCUACCUGCUAUGUACCAUCCUGCUCUUCGUUGCCGUGCUCCUCGCCGUCACAGUCACCGGAACCAUUCUUCUUAUGAACCACUAUCAGGCCCCGCCCAUGUCGGAUGGACCGCCCCAUAUUAGCACCAAUCAGGAUGAAGCCAAUGCACUGGUAACAGUUGAGAGGGGCGAUGGAUCGCGCAUCAAUAUUUUCAUCGACCCCAACUGCCCCGAUUAUAACAGUAACUUUCUUCGGCUGGAAGGCGUGCAGACUUCUUUGCUGCACUCACUUACUGAUCACGACACAGAUCUGAAAUCCGUCAAAGGACAGGAUCGCGCACUAUUGGUCAACUUGGCAGAGGAAGUUGCUAAGCUGUCUGCCCAUGCAGGUCAGCUGAAGAUGGACUAUGAGUCGUUGAGAAGAGGACAGAACAACCUGGGACAGGACUUGAGCACACUGCAGACUGAACAGAGCAGACUUAUACAGCUGCUUUCCGAAAGCCAGAUUAACAUGGUGAAGGUUGUGAACUCCGUGAGCGAUGCUCUGAAUGCCAUGCAGAAGGAAACAGGUGGUCUGAAAGCCAGGGUGAAGGCUGACCUGCAGAGGGCACCAGUCAGGGGUGUCCGCCUUAAAGGCUGUGCCAAUGGCUCUCGUCCACGUGACUGUAGUGAUAUAUAUUCUAGUGGUCAGAGGGAAGAUGGCAUUUACUCUAUUUUUCCCACUCAUUACCCUGCCGGCUUUCAGGUCUCUUGUGAUAUGAGCACGGAUGGAGGUGGCUGGACGGUGAUCCAGCGUAGAGAAGAUGGAUCUGUGAACUUCUUCAGAGAGUGGGACUCCUACAGAGAAGGAUUUGGAAAAAUCACUGGAGAGCACUGGCUGGGUUUGAAACAGAUCCACGCUCUCACCAUUCAAGGCAACUACGAGCUGCGCAUAGAUCUGGAGGACUUUGAGAACAGCACGGCCUUUGCGCAAUAUGCUGUGUUUGGAGUUGGAUUGUUCUCCGUUGAUCCAGAAGAUGACGGUUACCCCCUGACCGUCGCUGAAUACACUGGAACUGCAGGUGAUUCUUUGCUAAAGCACAACGGAAUGAAGUUCACCACAAAGGACAGAGACAACGAUCAUUCAGAGAACAACUGCGCCUCGUUCUAUCACGGCGCCUGGUGGUACCGCAACUGCCACACCUCCAACCUGAACGGCCAAUACCUGCGCGGACUGCACACCUCGUACGCCGACGGCAUCGAGUGGUCGUCCUGGACGGGAUGGCAGUACUCGCUGAAAUUCACCGAAAUGAAAAUCCGGCCAACGCGUGAAGAGAGGGAGGCCAAGUAAAAAGCAACGCUACUAUGUGAAGAAGUACAAAAAUACAUGUUUAAAAGACUUUGAUAUGGAACUAUAUGGAAAACAGCAAGGAUGUUCGUUGUUUUUCAUCUGAAAGAAAGUUUGUGUUGAUUGCUUAGCACAUCCGUUGGCUGUUUGUUUAUUCAUUUGGGGGUAAACUCAUGCUGUUGUGUGGCUGCUGUAAGCCCUCCAUGUUACAAUCUUUAAUCAUAAAACCCUGAAGUUUUCUGGAAACACACCCCAGCACUGACUCAGCUGUUUUGACAACAACCAGAGUGAAUCAACUGUACCAUUAUCUAGGUAAUUCAUAAAUGGCAAAGAAAUGGCGGAACGGUUUCUAAAGUCAGUAAAGGGCUUUAUGUUAUUUUCAUACACACACCAUUUAAAUAUAAUUAAUAUGUUAAACUCACCCCAUAAACGUGUGGCAGACGCAUCUGAUGCCUGCAUUUACUGUACAUCUGCAAAACGUAUUAUUUUGAUUGCUCAUCUGCAAUAGCCUACGUCUCUGAGACGUCUGCUGUCAGAUGUCAUUCAGACAUCUAGUAGAUGUCUGUAAGAUCUUUAGCUUACGUCUUACAGACGUACCUGUGCCACUUGGGACACAACCCAAAAUCUCCCAAAAUCUGUGUUUAAAAUAGAAUGCUAGUUUAGAUAUGAAAUAUGAGGAUAUUGCAGAAAUCAAGCAAAAAAUAAGAGAGAGAGAGAUAGAGAGAGCAAGAAGUAUAUUAAAGAGAGUAAAGAGGUUUCUGAGGGAGUUUGUCUCUGUAAGCGGAGCUCAUCUAUCUGACAGCCCAUUAACAAGCACAUUGGCCACUUUGUGUGAUCGCCAUUGCCAAGUGAUCAUCAUCCAGGCUCUUCAUCUAACGCAUACACAGAAGUAGGCUGGCAGCAGAGGCAGAGAUAUAAGAAAAAUGUGAUGCCGUCCACAUGUCGCCAGAGUGCGUUUCUGACAGUUUAGUGGAGCUGGAGUGUUCUUCGGGAUCUUUUAUCGCCUCAAUGUACUUGCUGAUUGAGUGUUUACUUACCAAACAUUCCCUCGAAGACACUUGUACACCCAUAGAGUAGGAAAUGUGUUACUUGCUCUUUGGACGGAGGGCGUGCGCAUACGUGAGAUUUUGAUUUAAAUGAAUUGCCCAACUCACCCCAAAUUCACUUUUAAAGGGGGGAUGCAAUGGUGUUUCAUGCAUUCUGACUUCUUUACAAUGUUAAACAUGCAGGCUUCUCAUCCUUAACAUGGUCAACUUGACAAAAACAAGUUGGACGUAUGACCUAGUAUAGUAGAUCUGUGCUCGAUACACUCCCCCAGCAUUCAUAAGUUUUGGAAAGUUUUUUCGAACAUGAAAAUACAACGAAUUGUCCCUUAUUGGACAAUUCUCCCGGAAAAGCAUGCCCACGCGUCAACCAAGGAGAGCGGGAGAAGGAGUAUGCACACACGUCACUUUCACUUGUGUGACGAAGAGAGAGCAUACGUUUGUGAAGUUCAGCUGUGUUUGUUAGUUCACUGCCUUUGGGUGAUGGAUGUUAUAUAAUCGGUGGAAACAAUGCAGAAUUAUUUGGAGAUCUUUUGAAACUGAUAGAUGGAGCGGCAGAUGCCGGAGAAGAACCGCACGCGGUAACAUUUCUCCAACCCCAUCCCUCCAGGCAUCGUAUCUUUUCGGAAAUAAUCGUACAGCUGUUUCCACAAUUAUAAAUAUGAUCAAACUAAAGAUUCUACUGAUAUUUGAUGGGUACGAUACUAUACUGUAAGUAACCAAGAUUAACACGAGAUAUGCAGAAAGUGUCUGAGUUACGGCCACUUUAAGUGUAAACACAGACACGUGUAUCAGCUCGCUCACUGCCUCCGGCUCACUUUACAAAGGUCAGACGUCUCAGACCUGAAUAUUGUGCUUUUCCUCAAAUAUUGCUCUGCUCCCCUCACUUACAUCACUCACUUUCUCUUUGUUCUUCUCAUCUUCUCAUUUGUUCUACCUCCGCUCUCUCUCUCCUGGAGUUUGUUUUCUUUGGUUCCCUGUGGAAGUCGAAAAGGUCAGCGUGUCAUUAAGUACAAUUACGCUGCUCAUUGUUCUUGCGUCUUUGCUCGUUUCUGACUCGUUCCUUUUCUCUCCUCUGUUCUUCUCUUAUUCAUCCCCCUGUAAACUGAAUUAUUCCCAUUUUUGAUAAAGGUCCAUUUUCAUAAUGAUGACAGUUUUUAAAUUGUGUAAUAAUGAAUUCUGAAUGGAGAAAUGUACACUGUUACUGUAACACGAUUAACACACUAACAAACGUGUUUAUUUGAUUUUAAGGUGAUGUUCAGCAUUCAUGUAGACAUGUGAAUGAACUGCAAGUUUGAACACUGAUUCUUUCAUCUUUUAAUUGAAGAUUUUCAUGAGCAGUUUUUUGACGUUACCUUUAUAAAUGUACCAAGAGCUUUAAGAAAUGUGUAGAAUUUCAUGUACAGUGUGUGUUUUAGAGACUUUUAGCGCAUGUGAAAUGUUUUCUUAUGGGAAAUUGAAAAAAGCACACAAAAUAAUUGAUGUGAGACAUACAGGUGAAAUCCGUUGAUAAUGCUAGAAUGUAUCCAUUGUUACAUGGCUGGGAUCUGAAGAGCCAUUGCGUCUGCCAGGAUUUAUGCUAAAGAACAUUUAAAGCUACGAGCACAAAUAAUGAGCACAUUACUACAGAAGGUAUACGGCAAUAUGACAGUAAAUGCAACAUUUGAGGAUGCCGCCGAGAAAAUUAAAUGGACACUUGAAGACAGAGCGAGCUCUUGAUCCCCACACCAUCUCUUUCUUUCUGUCUCUGGAGUCUCAUCUGACCACACUGCUUAAACUACAAAGUUGCCUCUGUCGCUCUGUGUCUCUGUUCAGUCCUUCCCCUUCUCUUUUGCACUAUACCCUCGUCUCAUUCUCUCAACUCUGAUUUCUUUCUCUCUUUCUGUGGAAUUACUCUGCAAUCAUUCGCUUUUCUUUAUGUCAUCAUUUGCUUCAGAGUUAACCAUGCCUGCCUGUUCAGCUGUCAAUAACAUUUCUUCAGUCGGUUGCCGUGGCAACCAUCCUCUGAACGAAAGCUAGCAGACUGAAGAAUGAAGGGAAAAGAUGUUAAAUGAUGUAACAAUGUCAGGAAAUCGAGAAAGGACAAAAGACCAGAAGAAACCAGGAGUGCACAUUAUAACAGGAAAGAUUAAUUGUAAUUGAGUGAGUGAGUGAGUGAGUGAGUGAGUGAGUGAGUGAGUGAGUGAGUGAGUGAGUGAGUGAGUGAGCAAGCGAGUGAUUGAGUGAAUGAAGCAAAAAAAUAAGUGUAAAGAAGAAAAGUUAAUUGUUAUUUCUGUCUAUGACAUUGGAUCUUCAUAUUGUGUGCAUAUUAAAAAGUCAAUAAAUAACAUUGAAAUAAAUAGAUU
Triplophysa dalaica is the source of this 5009-nucleotide messenger RNA. It is a transcript of the gene fibcd1b, whose product is annotated as fibrinogen C domain containing 1b. The transcript is spliced from 9 exons. The record is from RefSeq and is a predicted model, not a curated record. NCBI's taxonomy places the organism in Eukaryota, Metazoa, Chordata, Actinopteri, Cypriniformes, Nemacheilidae. Bases 152 to 1624 code for a protein of 490 amino acids.